AUGCACGCAUUUACACUCUUCACUCAACUUGCAUGUCUUUACUUCACAGCACUCGGGUCUCGUCUUAACGCCUGCAAGGCCACCAACGCUUCCAUGCCCACCAUUCUGCACAACGGCCGCGUCUUCAUCGCGGCCGACGGCGCAACGCCGGACCACUUUGUCAACACCGUCGUCCUCGACGCGGGCACUGGCAAAAUCACCCAUGUCGGCAACGAAUCCGACGCCGCCGUCGUCGCCGCUAAAGCUGCGCCCGGCGCCGUCCUCCACGACGCCCAGGGUCGCGUCGGGCUGCCCGGCUUCGUCGACGGCCACAUGCACCUGCGCGACACGGGCACCUCGCUGCAGAAGCUCAACGUGCGCAGCUGCAAGAACCUCGGCGAGAUCCAGGCCGCGGUGCGCGCCUGGGCGGCCCAGCACCCGGACCUGCCGCGGCUGCUGUGCUCGGGCUGGUUCCACCCGUCGACCGACGGCGACGAGCUCGCGACGCAGCUCGACGGGCUCGACGUGGCGGGCAAAGACCGCCCCGUGUACCUCGACGCCGACGACAUGCACUCGUCGUGGCUCAACACGGCCGCGCUCGUGGAGGUGGGCGCCGCGGACAUGCAGGAUCCCCCCGGCGGGCACAUCCGCCGCGGCGCCGACGGCAGGCCGAGCGGCAUCAUGGAGGAGGGCGCCGCGUCGACGAUUGUCUGGCCGUUUCUCGCGGGCAAGCUGACGGCCGAGGAGAAGCAGCAGCACAUCCAGGCCGCGUUUGACGCCUACGUCGGCGCCGGCUACACGGGCCUCGUCGAGAUGGCCAUGGGCGAGGACGACUGGGCGUCCAUCCAGCGGUACCGCGAGGCGCACGGCGAGGUGCCCGUCUGGGUGGCCGCGCACUGGCUCGUCGCGCCCCAGAACUCGUCCGCGGAGACGCUGGCGCAGGUCGACCGCGCGAUCGAGCUGCACCGACAGUUCAACAGCGCGACCAGCCCGCAGUGCCGCAUCGCCGGCAUCAAGAUUGUGUGCGACGGCGUCGUCGACGCCUGCACCGCCGCGCUGCAGCAGCCGUAUUCACACAACAACCAGACCGUGGCGCCCAUGUGGACGCUCGACACGCUCGCGCCGGUGCUGCGGCGCGCCGACGCCGCAGGGCUGCAGAUUGCGCUGCACGCCAUCGGCGACGCGGCCAUCAAGCUCGCGCUCGACGGGCUCGAGGCCGUCGGCAACCCGGCCGGCCGGCACCGCAUCGAGCACCUCGAGACGACGGCGCCCGAGGACGUGCCGCGGCUCGGCGCGCUGGGCGUCACCGCGAGCGUGCAGGCCGUGCACCUCGACCCGGCGGGCAUGACGGCGUGGGAGCGGCUGCUCGGCAAGGCGCGCUGCGGGCACGUGUUCCCCUACGCGGCGCUCGCGGCGCACGGCGCGCCGCUGGCGCUGGGCACCGACUCGCCGACGGCGCCGCUCGACGCGCUGGCGAAUUUGUACAUUGCGACGACGCGCCGCUCCGCGUUUGACAGGAACCUGACGACGCAGACGACGCCGCAGUACGCGCUGUCGCUGGCGGCGGCCGUGGCGGCGGCGACGCGCGGGUCGGCGCGGAGCUGCUUCGCCGAGAAGAGGGUCGGGCAGCUGAGGGCGGGCUGGGAGGCGAACCUGGUGCUGGUGAAUAUGGAGUGGAACGCGGACAUGCUGCUGGAUGCAAAGGUGGCGGAGACGUGGAUCAAGGGGAAGAAGGUGUAUGCGGCUGCGUGA
Akanthomyces muscarius is the source of this 1731-nucleotide messenger RNA. RefSeq lists its product as uncharacterized. Gene Ontology annotation, molecular function: hydrolase activity, acting on carbon-nitrogen (but not peptide) bonds. The coding region runs from base 1 to 1731 and encodes 576 amino acids. The transcript has a single exon. The record is from RefSeq and is a predicted model, not a curated record. NCBI's taxonomy places the organism in Eukaryota, Fungi, Ascomycota, Sordariomycetes, Hypocreales, Cordycipitaceae.